Phragmites australis (common reed) is the source of this 1239-nucleotide messenger RNA. RefSeq names its product SPX domain-containing protein 1-like. Lineage: Eukaryota; Viridiplantae; Streptophyta; Magnoliopsida; Poales; Poaceae. The coding region runs from base 171 to 962 and encodes 263 amino acids. Gene Ontology annotation, biological process: cellular response to phosphate starvation. The record is from RefSeq and is a predicted model, not a curated record. The transcript is spliced from 3 exons.
CCUUGGGUGCGCCUACCAUUUCCCCUCCCACCACCCAAGCCGACGAAGCCACGCGUCGUAUAAAACCACCACGGCAUAUCCUCCUCCCCUGCACCGCUUCUUCAUCUCCUCCUCUCCCACCCCCAUUCCACCACGGAUCCUCGACCAGUUCGAUCCAAUCCCGGUUCGCGAUGAAGUUCGGCAAGAGCCUGAGCAGCCAGAUCGUCGAGACGCUGCCGGAGUGGCGCGACAAGUUCCUGUCCUACAAGGACCUCAAGAAGCGGCUCAAGCUCAUCGGUGUCGGCGAGCGGCGGAGCAAGCGGCAGCGCGCCGGAGACGGACCACCGCCACCGACAAUGACGGCAGAGGAGGAGGCCGGGUUCGUCGCCCUCCUGGAGGCCGAGCUCGACAAGUUCAACGCCUUCUUCCUCGAGAAGGAGGAGGAUUACGUCAUCCGGCAGAAGGAGCUGCAGGACAGGGUGGUCAGCUCGGCGGAGGCGGGGUCGGCGGAGGAGCUGAUGCGGGUGCGGAAGGAGAUCGUCGACUUGCACGGCGAGAUGGUGCUGCUCGAGAACUACAGCGCGCUCAACUACACCGGACUGGUUAAAAUCCUCAAGAAGUACGACAAGAGGACCGGCGCCCUGAUCCGGCUGCCCUUCAUCCAGAACGUAAUGCAGGAGCCGUUCUUCACCACUGAACUCCUGUACAAGCUCGUGAAGGAAUGCGAGGCAAUGCUGGACCGGCUCCUGCCAAGAAGCCAACCGUCUGUGCCGAGCGAAGACAGCGACGGCGAUGACAAGCCUGCGAAGCCGAGCUCCUCGUUGGCCAACGGUGUCGUCGGCGGGGCCCUGGAGCUGGAGGAUAUCGAGGUCAUGGAGAGCAUGUACAUGAAGAGCACGGUGGCCGCGCUCAGGGCGCUAAAGGAGAUCCGGAGCGGGAGCUCGACGGUGAGCGCGUUCUCCCUGCCGCCGCUGCACGGGUGAACUGGACAGGAGGAGGAGCCGGAGCAGGAGAUGACUGAGCAGACUGGGAAGAGGUGACUGGGCUGAUGGAUAUCUUGUGUACGAUGCCUUCUCCAUGCUUGCACUGCUGCUAUUUCUUGCCUCUUGCUCGGAGUUUCGUUUAUUGCUCCUCCGUUUCUGCGCGAUGUACAGUGUUUGUUUUCACAUGCAAUCUGGGAACUGCUGUAUAAUUAGGGAUAAACGGAGUCUAAAGUAUAUACAUUAAUAACUCGCAAAGUUCAGCAUAAAUUUAUCUGGA